Messenger RNA from Dermacentor albipictus, 2427 nucleotides. Its product is annotated as leucine-rich repeat-containing protein 15-like. The record is from RefSeq and is a predicted model, not a curated record. Gene Ontology annotation, molecular function: protein binding. Gene Ontology annotation, cellular component: plasma membrane. Lineage: Eukaryota; Metazoa; Arthropoda; Arachnida; Ixodida; Ixodidae.
GUUGCGCAGCGCUGGAUCAAGUGCUCAGUUGGUGUGGACGCUUGGCUCUAUCCAUGAGCGUUCAGUGGCGGGUGAGUCGAAGGCUCGUCCGGUGUCGAUCCAUGAAUUUCGAGGCCGUGCUCGUGGCAGGACGACUUCUUUUGGUCGUGCCCCUUAAAUAGGAGCGCGCUGACAACGGAUUUCGCCUCAGCUGCAUCUACGAGGGUCUGAACAUGGCCUGACGUGACGAGGAAGUCGAUUGCAGACACGGGUGACAAAACAGACGCACCAACUGUCGCCGAAGGCAACGCCGCCACCUGAACGUUAAUAUAAAAAAAAGAAUGGAGGAAGACAUUCUUUCGCCACCACCUUCUUCGUCUGCCCCCGCACUCCCAAACCCUCCUGCCUUCUCAGCACCCAUGGCCACCCCCCUUAAUUUUGCCGGGCGCGCGCGCAUUGUGGCGCCAGAGAAGUCCUCCGGCUCCUUUGUGGGCCACCUUCACAAUGGAUGCGUCGUAGGCACUGGCCCCAGGCGCCUCGACGGCUUCACCGUCAUGCUGAGGUGCUGUCGGGCGAAGCUGAUAUUAUGGCUCUCGCGGCUGCUGUUCGUUGCUGCUCAUCUAUGGUCAGCUGAAGCUUGUCCCCAGCGCUGCAACUGCCUCGAACUACAGGUGCUGUGCCAAGAGGCCGGCUACCGGGAGCUGCCAGCGCCCGUUCCCCGCGCAGCCGUGGCGCUGCUGCUGACCAGCAACCAGCUCGAGCGGCUGGCCACCGACAGCUUCCGCGGCCUAGUGCGGCUGCGCAAGCUCAUCCUGGACAACAACCGCAUACAGGCGCUUGCGCCGUUCACUUUCCGCGGGCUCGCCGGACUCGACGAGCUCAGCCUGCAGAACAACCCGCUCACAGUGCUCUCGCAGCAGUCGCUGUCCGGCCUGAGCCGGGUACGAAUGCUGCAGCUGGGCUUCAACCGCAUCGCUCGCGUGGAGCCGGUCGCGUUCGCCGGGAGCAGCGACAUCGGCGGCAUCUCGCUCGAGGGCAACCCGCUCGCGCUGCUUCGCUCGCGCGCCUUCGCCAACCUCAGCCGGGUCGGCUCGCUCAGGCUGCCCCGGAGUCUCGCUGCCAUGGAGCCGGACGCCUUUGCGGGUCUGCGCAACGUGAGCCUGGUGUCCCUGGAGGCCCCGCGGCUGCAGCGGCUGCCUCAGUUCGCCUUCCGCGGUCUGGAGCACGCCGGCGAGCUGCUCAUCCGGGACGCCGAGAUCGGCCUCAUCGACUCCGGCGCCUUCGCCGGCCUCAGCCACGCACGCCGGGUCACGCUCGAAGGCUGCACCGUGGAGGCCGUGCGGGCGGCCGCGUUCGCCGGCAUGCGAGCCGUCGGCCAGCUCAGGCUAAGCGCAAACCGCCUCGGCAGCGUGCUGCCCGGUGCCCUGGACGCGCUCGACCAGGCGUCCGUGGGUCACGUGCUGCUCUCGGGCAACUGGCUUCCCUGCGACUGCCGCCUCCGCUGGGCUCCCGAGUCGCUGAGGCGGCGCGGCUUCUGCUCGUCGCCCGCGCACCUGCUCAACGCGUCGGCCGCCCAGGUGUCGCUGGACACGCUGCCGCGCUGCCUGCCCGAGCACUUCGUGCCGCACUCGAGGCCCGAAGCGCCUCCGCUGUCGGGCCGGCAGCAGACGAGCGGCGCCGCGACGCGACUCCGACCCGGUUCGCCAAGUAUUGCGCACCUGACCGCGCUGAUCCCGCUGCUGCUCGUCGCCGGCUCCCGGUUGCAGCGCCUCGUCGCCACAACGUCGUGCCUCCCGCAGUGCAAUCUCUGACAACCUGCGCCAUAAUUUGGCCGUGCGCGCAAGGUGCGCACUCCACCUACCGGCUUCCGUCGCGUCCCCCGUGGGCGCUUCAGCAGUGCUGGUCGCAGUUGUGCCCUUAUACGCAGAGCGAGUGGUCGCCGCAAGGAACUCCUCGCACAGAUACGGCUAUUUCUGAUGUGCAUGGCUGGCCCACAGAGACUUGUGCGCCAGCUUCGAUAUCUUAUUUUUGUUCAUGUUUCUAUAAGCGCUCAGCCAUGGUAUAUACACGUAGACCCGGCACGCCAGCAUCCCGUUUUACUACUUUGAUUUUCGUUUCCUUUAAUGACGCUUCAUUAUAAUAUUGAGUACGUUUACAACUUUUCUCAUAACGCUUCAAUAUAAUCUUGAGUGUGGAAAUUUCAAACUUGCGCCGGGGUUAUUAACGAUUCGGGUCCAGUUCUUUUCCUUAUAGCACUUCGUCAAAGCGGCACUCUCCCUCAUCAUCAGGUUCGGCUAGCGGUUUGCCAAUUUUUGCCAAUUUUUAAUAAAAAAUUGACAAUUUAAAUAAAGAAUUCGAAACGCACAGUCACUAGAUCUUAAGUUUUUGUUUUAAACGCGACAAACCUCGUCAAAUUUGGCGCCUUGGUUGCUGAGAAAAACGAAUUCU